UCCGAGUCUCCAGCGGUGAGUCUAGCCGCUGAACGCCCAGCGCUGCAGCUCAACUGCGGGAUCCGGAGAGCUAGAAGAGUGAAGGACUCCAGAGGGUCUAUUCAGCCUCCCUUUGUUGGGAAAAAGUAAGAGUAAAACUGGAGGGGAAGAUGUCUUCACAGAAGCUACCGGGCUCUUUUGGAGUCCUGUUCCCAGGAUACUCUCUGCCCAUGAAAGCAGAGCGCAGUCGGAAUAAGGAGAGGCUGGAGGCCAGUCUGGCCGGUUUGUGUGAGCUGGAGCUGCUCAAACAAAGGCAGGAAUGCCGGGUGCUCAGCGCUCUCUGCCUCGGGGACUCUCCGGUUCCCGGGCGUCCGCCUUGGGGAGCCCUGCGGUCGGCACGCUGCGCCCUGGACGCACCGAGCGGCAGCGCGUCGGAGGACCUCAGCCUCCAAACUAGCAGUCUGCAGUGGGGUAUGAAGGCGUCUUUAGAGCAGCAGGUGGCAGAGCUGAAGGUCAGCACGGGGGCCCACUCAACAGGUUCCCCUACUGACCCACGGGAGGAAAGCCAACUGAUUUCAGGAGAGGUUCUUGCAGCCCGUAAAAAUGGAUCUCCUCAAUCAAAUUACCAUCCUUUGGUCCCUCGAUCCCUAUCAGCACCUGAGGGGACAGGGGAGACAGAGAGGGGGGAGACAUGGCUGCCAGACUCAUCAAGAUGGGCCAUGGUUAAUGAUGCUCUGGGGCAGAUGAAGGAUGUUGACCCGAGUCAGGAAGAUUAUCAACAAGCACAAAAUGUUGAGACCUAUAUAUUUGGAUUGGUCCAACGCCGAGUUCUACCCUUGCGCUCCUCAAAACCCCGAACCAGUCUGGCCCAUGAUCCCCGAGCUGCUAGUGUGGUGAGGCAGAGUAGUUUAUGCCGCAAUCAGGAGCAACAUUCAGCGAAGCAGGUGUCUGUUCAAGAGAUCACUUCUCCAUCCCAGAGUACAGAAGCUCCACAGGAUUGCCAUAACUUCGACCAGGAGCCUUACCUAGGGACAGGGUUUACUGAAGAUGCCCCACCCCCGUACCACCAGCAUCUACAGCCCAGUAUCCAGCAUCAACCAGGACUUUAUCACAGGUCAAGAAAGACAUCCAUGAUUAACAUCACCCGCUCAACAUUGCUGGACUAUCCAGCCUGCAGAGUGCUUCAGCCCCACCCAGACUCCAGCAACAGCGAACCCGAGUCACCGCAACAUUUUCACAACUACCCUUCUCCUCCAGCUCUGUCAAAGCCUCAUCAGCCACCUGAUGAGCAGCUGGUCAAUGCAGAGUAUAUCCCAGCCCAGCCUUGCCGAGCCUCCACCAGAGCGUAUGCCCAUCAUCAUUCAAACCCCCAUAAGGCGUCCGUGGUGCCUAAACCCAAUCGAACCACCUAUUCUCCAGAAAGAAGCCAUCAUCAUCAAGAGCAGCCACCCACAGCAUCCCAGAUUCAACCCUCCAGAUCUAGAGCGGGCCCAAAGAAGUGUCGCUCGAAUGAAGACAGAAAUGGGGCCAGCAGGAAGCCAGGGAAGAAGGCAUGUAGGUCUCAGUCAGAGAACAGCCUGCAAAGGGUUCCAGAACGCAAGUACAACACAGUGGAGAGGGACGGUGGAGGAAGUGGAAGUGGUGGAAGGGGAAGCCGCAGUCAAUCAAGGAGCAAGAAACAACAGCAAGGAGGGGGGGGCUGUCGGCGCUGGCAGUCCACCCUGGAACUCAGCCAAGACGAGGCUGAGCAGCCACCCAUGCAGGCACCCAUGCAAGGCUCUUCAGCUUCAAACCAAAGGGACCAUUGUGCAAGGCGAACGCGCAAAUCUCGCCCCACUCAUGCAGCGCAUGUCUACCCACCCCCUCCCCACUCCCACCAUCAUCAGCACAUGGAGUACCAGAUAGAGAGGGACCUAGUGCCGCUGUGUCCGCCUACAGAGGGCUACCCUCACCCCCGUCAGGGAGAGUCUGAGUCCAGCAUGAGCGAGGCAGACUCUCCUGAUUCCAGUACUUUGUCCAGUGACUCAGAUGAGAGUGGUGGUCUGGUUUGGCCACAACAACUACCCCCACAACUUUCCGUCCCAUCACCCUCUGCCCAACCAGGGGCACCUCUGCAGCCCAAGGCUUUUGUCAAGAUUAAGGCCUCACAUGCCCUUAAGAAGAAGAUCCUGCGCUUCCGCACUGGCUCAUUGAAAGUAAUGACCACUGUAUAAAGUGACAUGAUGAUCAGACAGAACUGAGCUUUGAAAUAUAUAGAACAAUGCAUCACAGACAUUACUGUGUACAUUUGAGUGUAACAAACUUGGUUGUAAAAUCGAAAGGAUGUUUUAGAUGACAAGACAUGAAGUAAAUGGCCAUUAUCAUAUCAGCUGUUUUUUUUAAAUGGGAUGUUAAAUGCUAUUUCAGUGUUACAUUUAGCUAAAACUCUAGGAUGAUUCAUGCUUUUUCAAAGUGUACCAUAUUUGGCCAUAUUGGCCCCCUGAAUAUCCCCAGACACGAUAGUCAUCAUAACCCAUGCUGGCAUUGUCUUUGAGCUCAGCCCAAUACACCUACCAUUAUAAGAGACACUGGGCCUCAUUCAAGAAUGUUUUGUGUCCUGAAAUAUUGUUACAUUGUAGCGCUUGUUCCUAGUGG
Messenger RNA from Notothenia coriiceps (black rockcod), 2613 nucleotides. It is a transcript of the gene dact3a, whose product is annotated as dishevelled-binding antagonist of beta-catenin 3a. Gene Ontology annotation, cellular component: cytoplasm. Lineage: Eukaryota; Metazoa; Chordata; Actinopteri; Perciformes; Nototheniidae. Gene Ontology annotation, biological process: negative regulation of canonical Wnt signaling pathway. The coding region runs from base 150 to 2192 and encodes 680 amino acids. The record is from RefSeq and is a predicted model, not a curated record. The transcript has 3 exons.